Molecule: messenger RNA, 4011 nt
Organism: Marmota monax (woodchuck)
Lineage: Eukaryota; Metazoa; Chordata; Mammalia; Rodentia; Sciuridae
Product: nucleoporin p58/p45
Exons: 1
Coding region: 200-1999 (599 amino acids)
Biological process (GO): nucleocytoplasmic transport
Cellular component (GO): nuclear pore
Molecular function (GO): structural constituent of nuclear pore
Source: RefSeq, a predicted model, not a curated record
UCGCGGCGGCCGUUGGGCGUGCUUUGGUUUAGUGGCUCCAUCCAUUUUGGCCGUGGUUCGCGGUCGCCUCUAGGGCUUGAAGUGCCCGCCAAGUCGGAACUGGCCAAGAACAAUGCUGCCCGGUCCACUUCGACUUUAAGGCUAGAGGAGGGUCUCCGACCUUUUUCAGGUUGCUGACAGCGUCCAGCCCGAGGCAGCCAUGGCCACGGGCUUCUCCUUCGGGUCCGGGACGCUGGGUUCCACCACCGUUGCUGCGGGUGGGACCAGCACUGGCGGCGGUUUUUCUUUCGGGACUGGAGCAUCUAGCAACCCUUCUGUGGGGCUCAAUUUUGGAACUCUUGGAAGCACUGCAACUCCAGCAACUACGUCUACUUCUUCUGGUGGUUUUGGAACUGUACUCUUUGGAUCUAAGCCUGCCACUGGGUUCACUCUAGGAGGAACAAACACAGGAAUAGCAACAACUAUAACUACAGGACUAACUCUGGGAACACCAGCCACUACAUCUGCAUCUACAACUGGCUUCAGUUUAGGAUUCAAUAAACCUGCAGCAUCUGCCACACCAUUUGCUCUUCCUAUUACUUCUACCUCAGCAAGCGGUCUCACUCUUUCAUCUGCUCUGACAUCAACUCCAGCAGCAUCCACUGGAUUUACUCUAAAUAAUCUGGGAGGAACAACAGCCACAACUACAGCUGCAUCAACAGGCCUUUCUUUAGGGGGAGCCUUAGCUGGUUUGGGAGGUUCACUUUUCCAGAGUACAAACACAGCAGCAUCAGGACUUGGACAAAAUGCUUUAGGCCUGACUUUGGGAACUACAGCAGCUACUUCAGCUGCAGGCAAUGAAGGCCUUGGUGGUAUAGAUUUUAGUAGCUCAUCAGAUAAAAAGAGUGACAAAACAGGAACAAGACCAGAGGAUAGUAAGGCACUGAAGGAUGAAAAUCUACCUCCUGUCAUCUGCCAGGAUGUUGAAAAUCUCCAGAAAUUUGUGAAGGAACAAAAACAGGUCCAAGAAGAAAUUAGUAGAAUGUCUUCAAAAGCAAUGCUUAAAGUACAAGAAGAUAUUAAAGCUCUGAAGCAACUUCUAUCAUUGGCUGCCAGUGGAUUACAGAGAAACACUCUUAAUAUUGAUAAAUUGAAAGUAGAAACUGCUCAGGAGUUAAAGAAUGCUGAAAUAGCUUUAAGAACCCAAAAAACACCACCUGGACUUCAGCAUGAAAAUACAGCUCCUGCUGACUACUUCAGAAUCUUGGUUCAGCAAUUUGAGGUACAGCUCCAACAAUACAGACAGCAGAUUGAAGAACUAGAAAACCAUCUUGCCACCCAAGCAAAUAAUUCACAUAUAACCCCUCAAGAUUUGUCAAUGGCUAUGCAGAAAAUUUAUCAAACAUUUGUAGCUUUAGCUGCACAACUUCAGUCUAUUCAUGAAAAUGUAAAGGUACUCAAAGAACAGUACCUUGGCUACAGAAAAAUGUUCUUGGGAGAUGCUGUAGAUGUAUUUGAAGCCAGGCGAGCAGAAGCUAAGAAGUGGCAGAAUGCACCCAGAGUUACUACUGGACCAACCCCUUUCAGCACCAUGCCAAAUGCAGCAGCCGUUGCCAUGGCUGCAACACUUACGCAGCAGCAACAGCCUGCUACAGGGCCACAGCCAUCUCUGGGAGUUAGUUUUGGAACGCCAUUCGGCUCAGGUAUUGGCACUGGCUUGCAAUCAAGUGGCUUAGGUUCUUCAAACCUUGGAGGAUUUGGAACUAGCUCUGGUUUUGGAUGCAGCACCACAGGGGCCUCCACAUUUGGAUUUGGAGCAACAAAUAAACCCUCAGGAAGUCUUAGUGCAGGCUUUGGCAGCUCAAGUACAUCUGGGUUUAACUUCAGCAAUCCUGGCAUCACGGCAUCAGCUGGUUUGACAUUUGGGGUGUCCAAUCCUGCCUCUGCAGGUUUUGGAACAGGAGGACAACUCCUUCAAUUGAAGAAACCUCCAGCUGGAAACAAAAGAGGAAAAAGAUAAACAUAUGGGUUGAUGUAUUAAGAGAAUCCUCAGCAGCACCGUUCAUUCUGAAUCUAUUUUUCUAAUGAUGCAUUAAUUAAAUUGCAUCCCAGGAGAUUUAUAAAGUUUUGAUAUUUUUCCCUACUCUGGAAUUUGAACUUUGUUUGCCAUACUGAACAUCUCUUUCUUGUGAAUUUGAACUCCAGUUGUGGUGGGUUUUGUUUUGUUUUUUUGUCCCCCCUCCCCAUUAUUUUUGAUUCUCCGUGUAAGAAAUGUUGUGAUUACAUCACUAAUAGUAGUUUUAAAAAAUUAACCUAACGCCUAUUAUUUAACCUAGUAUUAAUAGCAAUGUUUUUGUUGAUAAGGUUUACAUUAUGUGAAUAUAUGCACAUUGGUUUCUUAUACCGGUGGUAUGAAUUCUAGGGCCUAUAAUAGAAGUAGUUUGUUAAAGGCCUUUUGAACUACACUGCAGGGCAUCUUGUGAAUAUGUAUGUAAAUAUACAGAAUAAAACACACAAUUGUGUGUGCAUAUGAAAUAUAUAUUUACAGAUCUACAACUUUUGCCUCAGACUGUUCCCCUUUUUUAAGGGUAUUCAAUUUUUCACCUAAAAGCUUCAAAUCCUCACUGCUUAUAGAAUGAUGAGCUACAGGUACCCUGUCAUUUCAUUUGUUUGCUUAAAGAUUUAUUAAAUGGUUACUGAUAUAGUUUGACCAACUCAAUUUCAUUGUCCCAGUCUUAUCCAUUUUGUUUCCUCCUAUCCUUUAGCAGCUACUCUGAAUGAGGAAUGCUGUAAGACUCAUCAAACAAAAUUUAACAAUUUUUAUUAUCCUAUAAUAGUCUCAUAUUGCUUCUAUGAGAUCUUUUUUCAUAUAAGAUGGACCUUCAGGAGCAUAUUUGAACUCCAGACUAGUGUUCUGGGGGCAAAGAGCUAUUAAGCCAAAUUGACUCUAUGCAGGUGAAGGAUGCACUAUUAUUUUAAUGAGAACUUUUCUAGCUAUUCCAAUACAGAGUUCUUUCUUAUAGGGCUAAUGAUAUUGACACCAAAUGGAGUGGCUUUGUAGCCUCUUAAUGUCUUAAGUAAGUGCUUAACUUGGAAUAGAGAAACAAUAUAUUUUAAGAAAGAAAAAUAUUCUUUAUAGCAACUAUAAACAAUCCCCAGUUUUAACAGUGAACACAGCUCCAGGUAAUAAUGCAUAGGCAUGUUAAGUUGCAUCUGUGUAAUACUGUCUAUAUUAGUAUUAGUGGUGUCAAGUAGAUAAAAAGAGAACAUUGGAAAGAGAACUGCCUUAGCCAUGAUUUCAGAGAGAAAACAUUAGGUAGACCUAUUUAUCUUUCAAGUACAGUUUUCAGAUGGGCUGUAAACAUGGAAUUUCAUUGAAAAUAGUUUAAUUUUUUAUAUAGAAGUUUUUGUACAUAAAUGUGCAUCAGUGAAUAUUUUCAGAAUCAUUUUCACCAACGCACCUUUUUUCUAAAAUAGUAUUGCAUAUAUAAAUAUAUAUAUAUACACACACACACAUAUAUAUUUUAGUAUAAUGUUAGUUGGGUUUGAUUAUAAAACUGUUGUCAAAUCUGUUUUAUUUAUCUGCAUAUAGCAAUGAUUAGCUUUUUUGAAUUGGUCUUUUGUUUUUCUGUGUCUUGCAUUAAAAUUAGGAAAAUUAUUUUGUCUCUGAGCACUAAACAUGUUUUUAUUCUUGCAUAUUUCUCUAUUAUUGCAAUCCCCAGAUCCAGAUCAUGGGGGAGCUUAGGAAAAAAAGGUGUGAUUUUAUUUUGAAUUACUGUCAGAGUUACAUACAGUUCUCUGUAACUUUUUUUUUUUUAAGGACCUUGCAUUGUGCUGCAAAAAUCUGAAUAUUUAUAUUUCUUGGUUUUUUUCCUCAUACAUUUUACAUUUUAAUAUGUGGAACCACUGGAAAUUUGUAACAGAUUAAUUUGUGAUGGCAGUUUUAAGUGUGUUGUCAUUGUCUCCAUUGUCUUCACUUUGUCUAGAGCCUAUUAUGGAAACAAUAAAAUUUAUUGUGUCGGUUGCUUUGAA